AUGCAACAACCAAUAUUAGCAUACUGGAAUAACCGUGGCUUUGCUGAGCCUCUGAGAAUGCUUUUGACUCACUUUGGAGUUGCUUUUGAGGAUAAGCAAUAUGUUCCAGGUCCUGCCCCUGAUUUUGACAGAUCAGAUUGGCUUAGCGUUAAAGAAACUUUAGGAAUGGAUUUUCCAAAUUUGCCUUAUUUCAUUGAUGAAAAUAUUAAAUUAAGCGAAACUUCAGCAAUUUUCGAGUACAUCUGUGCUAAAUACAACCCGUCCUAUCUUGGCAAUACUCUUGCUGAAAAAGCUUAUGUCUCAAUGAUUGCUGGCGUUCUUAAAGAUAUUAUGGGCAAAGUUGGUAUGGCAGCCUAUAAUCCAAAUGCAGUUACCCUUGUUCCCCAAGCUCUUGAGAGCCAAAAGCCAGUGAUGCAAAGAUUUGUUAAAUACUUGGUUGGAAAAAGAUUAUUAGUCGGUGAUCAUCCUACUUAUGUUGAUUUUUAUUUUUAUGAGGUACUUGAUAAGCUUGAUGCUAUUGAUCCAAGCUAUGCAGCUGAAAUUUCGCCAGUUUUUUUCUACUUAUAA
Blepharisma stoltei is the source of this 567-nucleotide messenger RNA. NCBI's taxonomy places the organism in Eukaryota, Ciliophora, Heterotrichea, Heterotrichida, Blepharismidae. The record is from the annotation of a GenBank genome assembly.